AUGGCCAAGGAGUCGGCCAAAGAGCUAUUUAGACAAAUGAAGAAUGAGCUAAAUGGGGGAAGAGAAAAACCAAAUUGUCUGGAUGUUAUGUCAUGUGAGGUAAGUUCAGAAUGUGAAGAUUUGAAAACUUAUCAUAAUGAAAUAAAAUAUUUGAAAAAAGAACAAUUAAAAGCAUAUAUAUGUAAAUUGAAAAAAGAAAUAAAAAAUUAUAAAAAUAAAGAAUUAAAUUAUAUUAUAGAAAUAAAAUAUUUAAGACGAAAAAUAAUAAGAUUACAAAAUGUGAUUGAAAAUGAUAAAGUUUUAAAAAGAGAUCAAUUUAAUUAUUUUUUAAAUCAUGAUAAAAGAGGUUAUUCAUUAAAAAAUUACAAUAACAAUAUGGAUAUAGGAUUUACCGAAAAUGUAAUAUUUACAGACAAUAAUUUUAUUAAUAAAAAUAGGCAACAUAGUUUUAACAGGUCAGCCACGUCGCUCAUAUACGACAAUAACGAUAGAAACCAUAAAUGUGGUAUAAAUGAUAGAUGUGGUAGCAAUGGCAAUUCCAAUAUGCGAAGACAAUCAUGUGGAAACAAAAGCUUUUUUAAAAGCGAUUCGAUUCGAAGCAUUAAUCAGGAUAUUCAUAAGGGUAAAAGAAUAAUAGAUAAAAAAGAUGAAGAUUAUGAAAUAUAUAAUGGAAUUAGUAAAGAGAUAGUUGGAUUGAAAAAUAAAUGGAAAAAAAUUGAAAAACAAAAUGGAAAUAAAAAAAUAAUUCAUACUAUAAAGCCUAUUGAAAAGGUAUAUUCUUGUGGUGAAGUUUUUGAUAAUAAUAAAAUUAUAAAUAGUAAAAAUUAUGAUGAUAAUAUGGAUAAAUAUCGAAAUAACCGACGUGAACAUUCUUUAUAUAAUUUGAAUUUGUAUAAAAAUCCUAAAAAUAUAGGUAGUGAAAAAGGAGAAAAAAAAGAAAUUUUUGUUUCAAAUAGAAGCUAUUCUUCAACAUCUAAAUUUGAAUUAAAAAGACAUCUUAUUUCAAACAAUAAAAAUAUGAGUCGUAUGUCUAGUCAUAUUAAUAGUAUAAUAGAAAAGGAUAUAAAUAAAUAUAACAAAUCAAAAGAAAAUAUUUUAUAUCAAAAAAAUGAAAAAACACAAUCAAAAAAUAAUUUUUUAAAUGCAUUAACAUAUGAAAAUAAACAUAGAAGUUGUAGUAGUAUUCAUAGUAAUUUAAUUAUGAAAAAAUAUAAAAAUAUUGAAAAAACGAAUACUAUUAAAAUUAAUAAAAAUACAUUUGAUACAUAUAAUGAUGCUUAUCAUAAAAAAAUUUUGAGCAAAAAAUAUACUUCUCCAUAUGCUUAUCAAAAUAGUGGGAAAGCUAGUAGUAAUAAAUAUAGUAAUAAAAAAAGUGAUAUAAUUCGAAGAAACAUAAAAAAUGUUGAAACAAAAUUUGGAAAAUAUAUUCCGAAUGAAGAUCAGAUUUUGGAAAAUGAGAAUCUGGAUAAGCUAGAUAAAAAAAAUGAGGUCAGAAAAAAUGAGGUCAGAAAAAAUGAGGCCAGAAAAAAUGUAAUCUACUAUCCUUGUAUUGAAAAUGGUAAUCAAUUAGUGGAAAAUGAUUAUAUGGGCAUUAAAAGAGGGACCUAUAAUAAUUUGGUAAAAAAGUAUGACAGUGACAAUAUAAAAUUAGAAGAAGACUGUGAUAGUUCGAGUUCUAUUAAUAAAAUAAAAAAAUACUUUCAAAAUGAGAAAAAGAAAAAAAAAAAGAAAAAAAAAUCGGAAAAAAAGGCUGAAAAAAAGGCGGGAAAAAAGGCGGGAAAAAAUGAAGAAAAAAAGGCGGAAAAAAAGGCGGGAAAAAAUGAAGAAAAAAAGGCGGGAAAAAAUGAAGAAAAAAAGGCUGAACAAAAUGAAGAAAAAGCGAAUAACAAUUGGGGAACAACUUUAAAAUGGAAAGGACGAAAAGCUAGUGAAAAAUCAGAGACAUGCUUUAAUGAUAUAACAAAAAAGGAAACAAAAUCAAUAGAAGAUGAUAAUAAUAAAAAUAAUACAUAUUUAUUAAAUUUAAAAAAAGUUAUACAAUCUGAUCUUAAAGAAAAUUUUAAAGAGGAAUUAGAAAAAUUAAAAAAACGAAAUAAUAUGUUAAUAUCAAAACCGAAUGUUUAUUGUGAUAUACCUUUUGAUAGUACGAGUGGUGGAAGUGAUAAAGACAAUUAUAGCAAAAGCAGUGAUGAUAAAAAAAAAAAUAUUGGAACUAAAAAUCGGGACAAAAUUAAUAUUAGUUAUUUGAAAGGACCAACUAUAUUAAAUACGUCAUUUAAUGACAUUGAAAAAAGAAUUAGUAAUUUACAAAAUUAUUUAAAAAAAAACAAAAAAUAG
Messenger RNA from Plasmodium yoelii, 2337 nucleotides. Its product is annotated as conserved Plasmodium protein, unknown function. Bases 1 to 2337 code for a protein of 778 amino acids. Lineage: Eukaryota; Apicomplexa; Aconoidasida; Haemosporida; Plasmodiidae. The record is from RefSeq and is a predicted model, not a curated record. The transcript is spliced from 3 exons.